This is a messenger RNA of Guillardia theta CCMP2712, 378 nucleotides long. RefSeq lists its product as hypothetical. The coding region runs from base 15 to 242 and encodes 75 amino acids. The record is from RefSeq and is a predicted model, not a curated record. The transcript is spliced from 2 exons. NCBI's taxonomy places the organism in Eukaryota, Cryptophyceae, Pyrenomonadales, Geminigeraceae.
CGCGUGGCGAUUCAAUGCUGACCAAGUUGUUGCGAACGAACUUGACUUUGUGGACGGUGCCGGGAGAGAAUGUCACCAACCCGGGAGGGAAGGAGAACCUCAACCCCCUCGACGACCUCUCCUCUUCCCUCCAUCCCUGGGGAACUAGGAUUCCCACUCUUGAGUACGGAGCCAAGGAUUAUGAGCAGUACGGAGAGAUCUGUCCUUCCGAGGGCCCAAGCGGUGGAGAAUGGGCUUGCUAAGCUUUAUUUUCCUUGAGUGGUCCAAAUUUCCUACACAAAGGAUACACGCAUUUUAGAUGGUUUCCUAUCCUGCAAAGCAUGUUGCUGUCUUGGCACCAAGAAUUCGACCUGAUAUUUAUAAACAGUCUUGUAUUCC